This is a messenger RNA of Triticum turgidum subsp. durum (durum wheat), 507 nucleotides long. Lineage: Eukaryota; Viridiplantae; Streptophyta; Magnoliopsida; Poales; Poaceae. The record is from the annotation of a GenBank genome assembly.
AUGGCGUGGGCGGCGCUGAGGCCGGUGGUGAAGGCCUGCAUCGGCGGCUCCCUCAUCGGCCUCACCAUCUCCGACCGCUACUUCUCGUUCGCGGCCGUCCACGGCGACUCCAUGCGCCCCACCUUUGAGGGCAGCGCAGCAGAUGGACGCGAGUACGCGCUGGUGAAGCGGAGUCCCCUCUACGACUACUCCCGCGGCGAGGUCGUCGUCUUGGCGUCGCCGGUGGACCACCAGAGGAAGACGAUCAAGAGGCUGAUUGGGCUGCCCGGCGACUGGGUCAGCCUCCCCGACAAGGAGGAGGUCCGGAAGAUACCGGAGGGCCACUGCUGGGUCGAAGGGGACAACGGCGGCGUCAGCCGGGACUCGAGAGCCUACGGCCCUGUGCCGCUUGGUCUGGUGCAGGGGAGGGUGACGCACGUGGUGUGGCCGCCUAGCAAGAUGGGCCGCGUCGACAAGAGGGUGCCGUCGGAAGGAAGGGGAAGGGUCAUGCCACAGCGCAAUCUCUAG